AUGGCGACGAAUGUCGGCUCUUACACAAACCCGCUCAAGAAGUUCAAGCUGGUCUUCUUGGGCGAGCAGUCAGUCGGCAAGACAUCUCUAAUCACUCGAUUCAUGUACGACUCCUUCGACUCAACCUACCAAGCGACGAUCGGCAUCGACUUCCUCAGCAAAACGAUGUACCUCGAAGACCGCACAGUGCGCCUACAACUCUGGGACACAGCGGGGCAAGAGCGGUUCCGAUCCUUGAUCCCAUCAUAUAUCCGCGACAGUAGCGUUGCGGUAGUAGUAUACGACAUCACGUCGAAGAAGUCCUUCGAGCAGACAAGGAAAUGGGUGGAUGACGUGAGAGGGGAGCGCGGGAACGAUGUGAUCAUUGUGCUCGUGGGAAACAAGACAGAUUUGAGUGAGAAGAGAGAGGUGACAGCACAGAUGGGCGAGGAAGAGAGCAAAAGGUUAGGAUGCAUGUUCGUGGAGACCAGCGCUAAGGUCGGGCAUAAUGUCAAGGGCCUCUUCAAGAAGAUUGCUCAGGCACUGCCUGGCAUGGAAGGUGAGGGGCAGCAGGGUGUUGCCAACACAAUCGAUGUAAACGUGAACGCACCAAAGCCAGAAAGCGAAGGUGGCUGCAACUGCUAG
Molecule: messenger RNA, 624 nt
Organism: Fulvia fulva
Lineage: Eukaryota; Fungi; Ascomycota; Dothideomycetes; Mycosphaerellales; Mycosphaerellaceae
Product: Ras-related protein Rab-6B
Exons: 3
Coding region: 1-624 (207 amino acids)
Molecular function (GO): GTP binding; GTPase activity
Source: RefSeq, a predicted model, not a curated record